AUGGUAAGUGAUUUACCUGAUGAAGAGGACAAGAAGACACCAGUCCUCCUUCUAGGAGUUAACAAGAUAUCGGACUCGCCUUCAUUUGUCCGCAGAAGAUCAAUAGAACCCCACUCUUCGGGUUCAAUUAGGUUCUUCCGUCCACCUAAAUCGAAGUACACAAGAGGCCUCCAUGGAGACGAGAGAUUGGAGAAAAUCAGGCAGGACCUCUUAGUCCAUAAACAUAAGCCCGAUAAGUACAUUCCAAAUACAAACCAUGAGGUUCAAUUAGAGCCUGUAUUCAAAAGACCCUGCGUGAACUUGAACUGCGUGGGUGAUUGUAAUUGUGAUAGAAGAAAGUCCUCCAACAGAGGGUCAUUUUCCUUCCACAGACCCGAAAACCGUCAAUCGUCCCUGUGCCCUUCAGAGCCCUAUGUAAAACGACAGGAUAAGAAAGACCUUUCAGAGAACGACAUUGAAUACAAAUAUACAGAAUACAUUCCAGAUUCCGAACCAUCCAGCAGCAAGCAAACAUCGUAUAACGUGACACCAAAGUCGACUGAACGUAGGCAUUUUUUACUAUCAAACUUGAAUGAGAGAUUUCGGAAAACGCUGAGCCUGGAUUCACGUAAAAUUGAAACUAAUCGCGUACCGUUAAGCCUGCCAAAGGACGAGCGACCAAAGUCACUCGUAAAUACAAGCAACAUUUGUGUGCAACAGCUCAAAGCCGACCCUAUAAUAUUACCAAAUUUCAAUAAAACCUGCCAACCGAAGAAAAAACGGAAAUCAUUCUUCUCCUUAGACACGUUUUUCGAUACCAAGAAGUCCGACACGUCUUCCAUAGACGAUUAUUGUUCUUCGAAAUACAAACGCUUCGAAUUGGAGAGCGAUGAUUCUCCGUUAUUUAGACGCGACAUCUCCCCGCAGCACCAAAGAGAAAGAACGCCGGAUCUGUUGAAUUUGCCGGUCAUUAUAGAUUCCGUGCGGAAGAAGCAGUCGGAAACGCGACGGCGACUGGAGAAGUUAGAAAGUCAUUUCUAUAAAAGCCUGAGCAAAACGCAAACUGUUAUAGACGCGGUACCGAAAGACGCUACCGACGUACAAGGCCCAAGCGGACAUACCAAUCAUUUGUUCGUGUACGACGACGACGUGGAAUACAUUGAGCCUAUUCGGAGUAAUUUUACUAGUCAAAGCACACUGAUUCUUGAUAAGAACUUACCCGGGGAUUAUACGCUGAAGCCCGAUUCAACGUUAACUAUCAACACAGAGGAGACGGACAUUAAACUUCCCAGCUCGACGGUGUCUCCGAAAUCUAAUGAGGCCAGGAACCUGGAACAUGAUUUAGACAGCAUCGGUGCUUACGAAAUAGAAGUUAGGGAAGCAGAUUUGUUGAAGGACAAAUCGAAAAAUCUAACAGUCAAAGUAAUGGACAAAUCUGUGGACUCUAUUGGCAGCUGUUCCCUCGAUGUCGACGCUAGUACUGAUUUUUCAGAUACUACAUCCGGAAGCUUGAAUCUGCUCACUCCAUCAUCAACCAAUAGCCGUAUUCGGGAUUUCACAUCCCGCAUACAAGAGAGAGCUGGAUCCAACCUGCAACCAAGUUAUCAGCAGACCCCUACUCUUACACCCACAAGAACUCCAGAGGAAAGCACACCAACACCCAGAAGGGAAAACCUACUUAAGCCUCCACCCAAACUUUAUGUGGAAUCAGGCAGCCAUAGAUCGCGCGGAUAUCAUAAGAAACGAGAAGACCCACCACAAAAGAAGCCCAGUUAUUUGAACUUAGCCUGCUCUGUCAACGGCUAUACAAAUUUAACAACCUACGACUCGAAAUUGCGACAAGACAUAAAUAAAAGUCGUGAAGCGUCACCCAUACGGCCUAUCACACACACAUACCAGUAUAAAAGUGAAAAUAACUCUCUACUUGUCCCAGUUCCUAUCAGCGCAAACAAACUGCUUGUACCUACCUUCAUUCCCCAUGACACGGGAACAAAUUUGACAGCAAACGCGCCUGCUAAGGCGCAUACAGAUCCGUAUAUAUCAUCACCAUCGCAUGCCUGUAUGGCUGCAGAGAACAAGCAACUCAAAGACGAUUUCCUAGGCCCCAGCAUGACAACUACAAGUAGACCCUACAUAUCCACCGAAAGUAAAAAUUUUGCUGCAACAAUGUUACACAAAGACGAAGUCGAUAAUUCCAAGGAAAUUUCUUUCCAAUCCAGCUAUUCUGAAACGAAUAUCAGACAGACAAUCACUUCAAAUUGCAAAGAAUCACGAUUCAGCUCUGAAUCUUACACAAUCUCAUCCAAUGGUAUGUCGAAAAGAGUUGAAAUCACUAAGGAGAACGGCGAGAAACUGACAAGUCCAAUGAAGAGUUUUAUACAACAACGUGUCGAGAGACUCUACGGUCCAGGAGCGCUGGCGCAAGGAUUUUUCAAUCAGAAACGGCUGAAAUUCAAAAGUCAAAGUGAUGAAGAUAACUCAAAAGUGUUAACAGAGAAGUCUUUAAAUUGUCCUGAUAAGUUUCUUUCUCCAAGAAAAUCUUGCAGUAAUCUUGAGAGCGAAAAUAUUUAUACUAGUCCUAAAGACACUGACUCUAGUGUUCUACCAGUUAUGAGACAUUUGAGACCAGAGUUCCGAGCACAACUGCCCAUAUCAUCACCUAAAAAGAGCUUAAAAUACGAUUUGUCCCCUCAAAAGGAUGAAGACAUUCCAAAGCCCAUUGACAAGACUGAAGUAAAUGAGGAAAUCAAAGGUAAAGCAAGUGAAAUCUCUGUAACAAAUGGUGUAUCUGUGAUAAGUUUAGAUGAUGAUAAAGAGGUUUUGGUUAAGGACUCUAUAAACGGAUGUUCAAAUGUGAAUGGUGCUGAUAAAGUAAAUGGUGAAGUUGUUAAAGAUGCACAUUAUUUCUUGGAUCUGGAGAAGAAGGAAACAGAGCGUCUGAUUGCACUAGCUGUCAGUGCUGAAAAGGAGUUGGAAAGUUUGCAACAUCAAGAAAAUGUGAGUGAGGAGGUACUGGGCUUACUACGAGCCGCGUCCGGCAAAGCGCGCCUCCUAGCCACGCAGAAGAUGCAACAAUUUGAAGGCCUCUGUUACAACAACAUCAAUGAGCGGCUUGAUGAACCAUUCCCCACCACACUCCAGGACCUGCAGGGUUUCUGGGACAUGGUUUGCCUGCAGGUGCGCAACGUGGACGCCCUCUACGAGAACAUCGCGGCCAUGAAAGCCAAUGGCUGGCAGGAGAUCGCCUCGCCGGUGGCGAAAGCGGCGUCUGCGUCUACGUCCACUUCGCCGGCGCGCGGACGGUCGCGGGCGACGCCGCGCGUCAGCAACGAGAAGGCGCGGCUGGCGGCGGAGAAGCGAGAGGCGGACCGCAAGGCGAUGCUGGAGCAUAGGAGACGCGUGGCCCGCGAAAGACAGCUGGCGGCUCGCGCUUCUGCGCCAGGCACCAGCCAAGAAAAGGACAGUGAAAUGGCUAUUGAGGGCAGUCAGGAAGUUGAAAUUUUUGUUGGAAAAGGUGGCAAGUCCACAAAAAGCGAACCACAAGGGGACUGCGCAAGUGCCAACCAAUCUGCAGACUCAGUCAAUCUAAGC
Iphiclides podalirius (scarce swallowtail) is the source of this 3570-nucleotide messenger RNA. The record is from the annotation of a GenBank genome assembly. Lineage: Eukaryota; Metazoa; Arthropoda; Insecta; Lepidoptera; Papilionidae.